Molecule: messenger RNA, 16228 nt
Organism: Engraulis encrasicolus (European anchovy)
Lineage: Eukaryota; Metazoa; Chordata; Actinopteri; Clupeiformes; Engraulidae
Exons: 130
Coding region: 162-14270 (4702 amino acids)
Biological process (GO): cell-matrix adhesion
Cellular component (GO): cell surface
Source: RefSeq, a predicted model, not a curated record
GUCACUUAGUGCUGUGCUGGGAUUUACUGUGGAUCUGCUGAAGUAAACACACACACAUUCAUCCUUUUUUCAAGGAUUUAAAAAACCCAACUCAAAACAAAAAACAGUGUUUUUCAGUAUAACCAGUAAGGCCUGAUGAGAAGGGUCUCUUUAGUGCCUUCAUGAAACCCCAGCACGUCUUCCUCCUCCUGUAUUGGGUAUCACAAUCAGGUGUCGUGUGGGUAGAAGCACAUAAUGGUACCUGCAGUGCUAGCAGCAGUAACAGCUCAUCCCAACAGUGUGGACAUGUAUCGGACUCUACCUCCCAGUUCCUGCAGUGUGCAGGGGUUCCCUCCGGGCCCCUCGCCGACCGCCAGCACAUGCACAACCUAGUACGACUGGUGGACGCCACCCUGGACGUCUACUCAUUCAUGAGGUCGGCUCUGAGCCAGGGCCCGGCACUGGAGCUGUCCGGUGGCAUCCAGGUGACGCCGCUGGGCCUGGUGAGCGAGGCGGACGUGCUGAAGGUGUGGCUGGAGGUCAAGAUGAAGCCCCUCCUCUCCUCCGUCUCACAGCAAUUCCUGCGUUGCCUCGGCAACAAGAACCUCAGCUGCGAGGCCUACCACACGGUGGUGGAGGAGCUGAGUCAUCACUUCUCUGGCAUGGACUCUUUUCGGCAGAAAUGGAUCUACAUGUUCUUCAUGUACCCCUUCCUGUCUGACAACAGAACAGCAGGCUGCAUGCACUUGAGUAACAGCAGUGAGGACUGGCUGAUGAAGAACUUUGGCUCUUUCUCUGUCAUGGCCACCAUGAAGGACCUGUCAUCACUUAACAUGGUCUUCAGCGGGCUGGACGUGUUGCACCUGUUAACGCCGGAGCAGAGGGCAGAGCUGCUGCUUCAGCCUGGGGUGGCCGGGCUGGACCACGGAGUCCUGAGCCUGGUCUUCAACAACCUCCUAGAGCCCAUCAUGCCCCAUGGCUCUCCUCGGCCCACACAUCUCCCUCCCCCUGCUGCUACUGCCACUGCUAUGACUCCAUAUGGCUCCUUCACUGGAAACCACACCACCACAACCACACAACCACAUACCACUACAAAGGACCCUGCCAGAGAGGUGGCAGAUGGGCUCAUGACUUUCCUCCAGCCCGUCGGGAGCUUCGCCAGAGACUUUGUUGCCUUCACCAAAGAGAACAACCUCACCGAAAUGCGUAGUGCCACUCUGAUCCAGGCCAUGAUAAACUGGACCUUAGCAGAACUGGCUGCUCCCUACAAGAACCAAACCCAAACGGAGCAGAACCAGGUCUCCUUUGACCCCCUGGACAUCAACGACUGGUUCCUGCAUGCUGUGGUUCCAGUUCUGAGACGCUAUCUGCCUCACGACCAGACGCAGAUCCCGGAGAACAUCACUGCAGUCUUCCACAGCCUAUUUUAUAUCCAGACCGGUUUGGAGUCUGACUCUGAAGAGGCAGAAGAGGACGUUGAUAUCUGUAGACUGACCAUUGAUCAGAGGUCAUGUGCUUUGACUGAUGUGGUGGAGGAGGUAGCUCGUGUGAUGCACUGUGCAGCGAAGACUAACCUGAGUCUGACUGAGGAGACCUUCCUGAAACUAGUGAUGGAGCUCGCCUCUCCUCUAAACACUCUCAUGCGGCAGCUCUCACAGACGAACUUCAGUUCUCCUGACUCGCCGUUCGCUGACGUCCUGGAGAAGUUUGUCGCAGGUCCCCUGACGCAGGAGAACCACGGAGACGUGUCCUUCAUCAAGCUCUGGUUCCAGAUCAGGCUGAGACCUCUACUGCCCUCCAUCACGCCAGAGUACCUGUCCUGCCUCAGUGGAAAGCCCUUCACCUGCGAAGUCUACCAAGAACUUGUGAAGGCCCUGGGUGAGCACAUGGACGACAUGCAUGAGGGAGGAUCUGAGAUGGUGCUGCAGCACUUCCUCAUUCCCUACCUGGCCAACCCCAACAGCACAGAGCCGGGAUGUGUGGCAUCCUCCCAUGACAGUGCUGAUUGGAUGAUGAAGAACAUGGGCCGCUUCUUCCCAAUGGCGACACUGAUGGAGGUGUACGGCAUCAAUCAGAACUUCUCUGCUAUGGAGGUGAUGGGGAUGCUGUCCCCCAGGCAGAUGGCAGAGCUGAUGGUGGCUCCCCUCCCCCGGCUGCCCCCUAAACAGGAGCUGGUGGACCGCGUCUUUGAUCACCUGCUCAUAGACCCUGUGGAGAGGGAUCUACCCGAAGUGCUCAACCACCUCGUGAGAUUCAGCCACCAUAUGAUGAUGGACUGCGAGUCCUACCAGACCAUAGUAGAGAAGCUGUAUGAUGUAUUGUGGUCGGUACCACGCAUGAUGGAACCAGUGAUCUGGGAAACCAUUCACACCCUAAGGCAACCUUCAGGUAAUGAUGAGCGCUGUCCAGUGAUACACUUCAACGAAAGCAAAAUGUGUGCUGGAGUGAACAGCUCUGAGCUGGAGCCCCACCUAAUGGCAGGGAAGGUUCCCUGCAAUUUCACCUUGACAGAGUACGCCUGCUCCCAGUUUGACAACUUCUCUGCACAUCACCUGGCCCAACUAUUGGUCUGCAAGCUGUCCGGCAACAUGACUCACUCCAGGGAGACCUGGAAGCUGCUCCUCACCAAAACAUCUGAUCUUCUGGACGAAGCUCUAGUGGUGUUCUCCAACAUCAUGUCCAUGAAGGCCUCAAACUUGUCUGGUCCUGUUAUGGGUCCUCUGUCCGGUCCCUCCGUCUCCAACCUGUUGGACGUGCUACGGGACAUGAGACUAGAUCAGUUCGGGCCGGAGCGUUGGAGCGACGCCUCCUACAUCUCCUCGCUGUUCAACACCAGCCUGGCGCCACUCCUGCCCGCGGCCUCUGGGGGAUUCCUGCACUGCCUGAGCACCAAGAACUUCACAUGCGACACCUACCAGAUCAUAGUGCAGGCGUUUGUGCACCAGUUCCACCACCUGAGGGAGCCGAUGAGAGAAAAAGUUCUGGAUCUCUUCAUCCUGCCAUACCUGCAGGGCAACUACUCAGGACAAGCGUGUGCUCAUAAUGACAGCUAUGAUUGGCUACAGAACAACUUUGGACCAUUCUCUGUCUUUACGGAGCUCAGAAGUCUCUUUGAUGCAAACAAGGCCUUUGAUCCACUGGCAGUUUUGGAUCUCCUCAGUCCUCGACAAAUGGCUGAGUUGAUGGUUGUGCCCCUCCCUCAUCGCCAAGGCAAAGAUGAGGUGAUCCACAUGGUUCUAGAACACCUGCUGGAAUCCCCAGUUGACCGGAAGCUUCCAGAAGUUCUAGAACACACCCUAGCCCUGGCCAGAGAGACGGAAGCACCUUGUCUGUUCUACCAAACUAUAAUCCCUGGAUUGAGUGGAUAUUUGACGUUAGAAUCAGGAGAUAUGGAGCCUGUCAUCAGGAGAGCUGUGCAGCAGCUUCUCCACAUUACUCCACAAGACUGCAUCGUUUCUCUAUCAGCUCAGUGCCCUGCCACACCAGUUAAUGAGAGCAGAAUUUGUGAGGAUGUCAACAGCAUGGCUCUGCAGUCUCACCUGGCCGCUGGAGUGGUCCCCUGCAACGCAAGCCUGGAACACUAUGCCUGUGCACAGUUGACCAACUUCACUGCCCAGCACCUGGCCCACCUGUUGGUGUGCAAGCUGUCCAGUAACGUUACGCUGUCCAGCAAUGAGACACACUCCAGGGAGACCUGGAAGCUGCUUCUCACCAAAACAUCUGGCGUCCUGGACGAAGCUCUUGUGAUGUUCUCACACAUGGUCUCAAAGGAGUCUGUACCAUUGAUGAGUAUGUCAGUGACUCCCGUCUUGGAUGUACUUGGGGAGCUCCGUUUGAACCUGUUCGGUGACCAGCAGUGGAGCGACAUAGGCUUUAUUUCCUCCGUGUUCAGUGGAGGCCUGCGGCCAUUCCUACCCUUCGCCUCGGGAAGCCUUCUGGAGUGCGUCAGUGGCCGGAACCUCACCUGUGAAACCUACCAGCACAUUGUGGGUGAACUGAGCAGCCAUUUUGUUGCCAUGGAGGAGGACCAGGUGAUGGGAGUUGUCAAAUUCUUCAUCUUGCCAUACCUGUCCAGAAACUCCUCAGACUCAGGAUGCAUCUCCAACAACAGCAGGGCAUGGCUUCUCAACAACUUUGGACAAUUCUCAGUCCUACUCCCACUCGGAAGUCUACUUGAUCUCAACAUGCAUUUCAAUCCAUUGUUGGUGCUGGACCUGCUGUCUCCCAAGCAGAUUGCUGAGCUGGUGCACCUGCCUCUCCCUCUGCCAGGUUCUCCCCGUCAGGAGGUGGUUAUCGAUGCCGUCUUCAACCACCUCCGCCGGGACCCCGUGCAGAAUCAGAUGCCUGAGGUUUUGCACCAUCUCGUCAGGAUCGCAGGACAGAAUGAAAUACCAUGUGGUAUACUCCAAUCUGUGUCUGAGAACUUGUUCCUGUCCCUGUCCUUUGUGCCCGAUACACUGGAACACGUCAUCUACACAACCGCAGAGCACCUCAGCGGAAACUCAACAGAAGGUUGCAACCUUCCUCUACCACCUACAUGCCCCUUCACAAAGAUCAAUGAGAGUGAAAUUUGCAUGGGAGUCAACAGCUCUGAACUGCAGCAUCAUAUCAGCAAGGAUGUCGCCCAUGUGCCCUGCCAAUACACUGUAUCACAAUACGCAUGUGCACAGCUGACCGACUUCACUGCCAAGCACCUGGUGUACUUGCUGAAUUGCAAGCUGUCCAGUAAUGAGACUAACUCCAAGAAGACAUGGAAGCUGCUGCUCACCAAAACCAAUACCGUCCUAGAUCAAGCGGUCCUCAUGUUCGCCAACACUGUCUCCAACAUGUCUCUACCCAUGUUCGGACCAUCUGUAUCCAUGGUGUUGGACGCCGUUGCUGAGAUCCGACUGUUCCGGUUUGGCCCCGAGCUCUGGAGUGACCCUGGCUUCGUCUCCAUGGUGUUUGGGGAGCGCCUGAGGCCGUUCCUCCCCCACGCCAGCAGGGGGCUCCUGCAGUGCGUCGGCAGCAAGAACCUCAACUGCCAGACGUACCAGCACAUAGUGGGAGAGUUCAGUCAUCAAUUUGACCACAUUCCUAAGCCACACAGAGAGGUCUUCGUAGAGUCCUUCAUCACACCGUUCCUGACCAGGAAUUCAACAGCCUGCUACUCUAAUGACAGUGUGGAAUGGCUCCUCGACAACUUUGGACCAUUCUCUGUCCUGGUGCCCCUCCAGGAACUGCUCACUCUCAACAACGGCUUAGAUCCAGUGCCAGCCCUGUCCGUUCUCUCCCCCAGUCAGAUGGCUGAGCUGGUGUCUCUGCCUGUCUAUCCUGAUAUGACGGCAGCCAUCCACAGUGUCUUCUACACACUGGCACAGUCUAACAAGGCAGCAGAGCUCCAAGAGUUCCUCCACCACCUCACCAUGCUCUCCAGACAGGUCAUGAUUCCAUGUGAGUCUUAUACAAUCAUCUUUGGGAGGCUGUACUGGGCCGCGUCUUCUGUUCCGCGUUUGAAUGAGCCUCUCGUCUGGGCAGCCAUACAUUCACUAAUGGAAACAAGCCCAGCAGAGUGCCUGCCUGUCGCUGGAAAUUGCCCACUGAUAAUGGUCAAUGAAACUGGGAUGUGCAUGGCUGUCGAUAGUUCUGCACUACAACAACACCUAGAGGCCGGAACAGACAUGGCAAGCCUGUGUGCCUUUGAUUUGAACCAGUUUGCCUGCACAGAUCUGACCAACUUCACUGCCCAUAACUUGGCUCACCUGCUGGUGUGCAAGCUGUCCAGCAACAUGACUCACUCCAGGGAGACCUGGAAGCUGCUCCUCACCAAAACAUCUGAUGUCCUGGACGAAGCUCUCAUCAUGUUCUCACACACAGUUUCCAACAUGUCCUUGCCGAUUGGUGGUCCAUCUAUAACCAUGGUAUUGGACGUGCUUGGAGAGAUCCGAUUGGACAGGUUUGACCAAGAGGUGUGGAGCAACAUGGUGUUUGUCUCCGGCCUGUUCGGUGAAAGCCUGAGGCCGUUCCUUCCCUUCGCCUCAGGUGGCCUUCUGCAGUGCGUCAGCAGCAAGAAUAUCACCUGUGAAACUUACCAGCAUUUAGUGGGACAGUUGAGUCAUCAGUUUGACCACAUUCCCAAGAUGCACAGAGAGGUCGUUGUUGACAACUUCAUCAAACCAUUCCUGACCAAGAACUCUACAGUUGCAGCCUGCUACUCUAAUGACAGUGUGGAAUGGCUCCUCAACAACUUUGGACGAUUUUCCGUCUUGGUGCCCCUCCAGGAACUGCUCGCUCUCAACAAGAUGUUUGAUCCAGUGCCAGCCCUGUCCGUUCUCUCUCCCAGUCAGAUGGCUGAGCUGGUGUCUCUGCCUGUCUAUCCUGAUAUGACGGCAGCCAUCCACAGUGUCUUCUACACGCUGGCUCAGCCUAACAAGGCAGCAGAGCUCCAAGAGUUCCUCCACCACCUCACCAUGCUCUCCAGACAGGUCAAGAUUCCAUGUGACUCUUACACGAUCAUCUUUGGGAGGCUGUACUGGGCUGCAUCUUCUGUUCCGCGUGAGAAUGAGCCUCUCGUCUGGGCAGCCAUACAUUCACUAAUGGAGACAAGCCCAGCAGAAUGCCUGCCUGUCGCUGGAAAUUGCCCACUGAUAAUAGUCAAUGAGACUGGGAUGUGCAUGGGGGUCGAUAGUUCUGCGCUGCAGCAACACCUGGAGGCCGGAUCAGACAUGGCAAGCUUGUGUGCCUUCGAUGUGAACCAGUUUGCCUGUGCAGAUUUGACCAACUUCACUGCCCAUCACCUGGCUCACCUGCUCGUGUGCAAGCUGUACAGCAACAUGACUCACUCCAGGGAGACCUGGAAGCUGCUCCUCACCAAAACAUCUGCAGUUCUGGACGAAGCUCUCAUCAUGUUCUCACACACAGUCUCCAACAUGUCCUUGCCGAUUGGUGGCCCAUCUAUAACCACUGUAUUGGACGUGCUUGGAGAGAUCCGAUUGGACAGGUUUGACCAAGAGGUGUGGAGCAACAUGGCGUUUGUCUCCGGCCUGUUCGGUGAAAGCCUGAGGCCGUUCCUUCCCUUUGCCUCAGGUGGCCUUCUGCAGUGCGUCAGCAGCAAGAAUAUCACCUGUGAAACUUACCAGCACUUAGUGGGACAGUUAAGUCAUCAAUUUGACCACAUUCCCAAGAUGCACAGAGAGGUCAUUCUUGACAACUUCAUCAAGCCAUUCCUAACCAAGAACACCACAGUCUUAGCCUGCUACGCUAAUGACAGCGUGGAAUGGCUCCUCAACAACUUUGGACAGUUCUCUGUCUUGUUGUCCGUCCAGGAACUGCUUGGUCUCAACAACAUCUUUGAUCCACUGCAAGCGCUGGCCAUCCUCUCUCCUCUCCAGAUGGCGGAGCUGAUGGUGCAGCAUCGCUUCCCUGGUUUCCCAGGUCGGGCAGUGGCCAUCAAUGCUGUAUUCGAUUACUUGACCACCAGUGGACAGAAGCUUCCAGAGGUCCUCCAUCAUCUGGUUGUAUUCGCCAAACAGGUUAUGAUACCUUGUGGAAUCUAUGAAAUCCUUUUUGAGCGGCUGUAUCAGAUCUUGCCCUAUGAGCCUCGCCCAAUUGAACCACUAAUCUGGGCCACCAUAGAUGACCUCAUGCAGACAUCACCCAAAGACUGUCUACCUGUGGACCUGACAUGUCCCAUCACACCAUUUAAUGAUUCUCGAGUAUGUGCAGGCAUUAACAGUUCCGCACUGCAGAGCCAUCUGGAUAGCAUGAGUGCAAUGCCAAUGUGCAACUUCAGUUUGGAAGAGUAUGCUUGCGCUGAUCUGGGACAUACCUCUGCUGAGCAUCUGGCCUCCCUGCUGAAGUGUAAGCUGUCUAGCAACAUGGCCGUCUCCAAGGAGGCGUGGAAGCUGCUCCUCACCAAAACCUCUGCCGUGCUGGACCAGGCUCUCGGCAUCCUCGCAAACAUGUCGGUGACGCUGAGCGGUCCGUCGGUCCCUCUGGUUCUGGACGUGAUCAGGGAGAUGCGUUUGGACCUGCUGGACGCGCAGCAGCUGAAUCAGAUGGACGUGCUCUCGGCCUGGCUCGGCGGCCAUCUUGUGCCCUUCCUGCCGUCGGCCUCAGGCGUCUUCAUGCAUUGCCUCAGCAGCAGACCCAUCAGAUGCGCUAGCUACCAACACACACUGGACCAGUUCAUUCGUGUCUUCAAUCAGAUGGAUGAUGGCCACAGAAAGACAGUUGUGAAGUACUUCAUCCAGAACUUCCUGUCCAAAAACUCAACGGGAGCGUGUGCCACCAACAACAGUGCAGUGUGGCUGCAGGAGAACUUUGGGCCGUUCUCCGUGUUCACACAAGUUGCUGAGCUGGUCUCCCUCAACCCGGAGUUCAACCCUGUAGUGGUGGUGGAGGUGUUGACUCCUCAGCAGGUGGCUGAGCUGCUGGUGGUGCCCGUGCCCGGCCUGACUGACAAGGAGCAGGUCAUCAACAGCGUCUUCGACUACCUGCUCUCCUCCCCUGCACUGCAGAAUGACCGCCUGCCCCAGGUGUUGCAGAGCGUAGUCGCGCUUACUGCCACGGUAUCUCUGGAUUGCCCAUCCUACCAGACCAUUUUCAAGAGGCUGAAUGGCAUUCUGAAGUCAUCACCCGGCGCCCUGGAGCCAAUCAUCUGGGCGAGCAUUUAUGACCUCACGCACACGGCUCCAGCAGGAUGUGACUUGUUCAUGGAUACUGAUCAGUGUCCCUUCACUCUACACAAUGAAACUCUUGUGUGCAACAGCGUCAACAGUGCACCUUUCCAGCAGUCUCUGGCUACAGGCAGUGUGGAUGUGUGUGGCUUCAGCAUCUCGGAGAUGGCAUGUGCUUCGUUGGAGAACUUCACUGCUGGUCACCUGGUCAGCUUGCUUCAGUGUCACCUAUCCCGCAACUCACCUGAGCCCAGGUCUGCCUGGAAGCUCCUGCUCACCAAGACCUCCGACAUCUUGGAUGAGGCCCUGCACACCUUCUCCAACCAGACAAAGUCUAUCGAAGGUCCCUCAGUCGCGAUUGUCCUGGACAUCAUCCGAGAGGUCCGACUGGACAGGUUCCUACCGCAAGAAGUCGGGGACGCUGGCUUCCUGUCAGAGUGGUUCAUGGGAAGGUUGCGUCCGUUCCUCCCCUCGGCCUCUCCAGCGUUCCUCAGUUGCAUCAGCAGCAAGGCCCUCACCUGUGCUUCCUACCAGAGUGUACUCAAGGCCUUCAGUCAUCAGCUGUCAGACAUGAGCACAUCCCAGCAGGAAGUUGUCCUCCAUUACUUCAUCGCUCCCUUCCUAUCCAGAGCAGGAUCAGCGUGUGUCUCCAACAACAGUGUUGUCUGGCUCCAGUCUAAUUUGGGGCCGUUCUCUGUCCUGGCAAACGCCUCCUUCCUGCUGCAACUCAAUGACAUAUUCAAGCCGUUGGAGGCGCUGGAGGCUCUGUCACCUGUCCAGAUAACGGAGUUGAUGGUGGCUCCUCUGCCUGGCCUGGCUGACAAGGAGGAGGUCAUCAACGCGGUGUUCGACUUCCUGGCUCCCAUGCCAGAGAAGCUGCCGGAAAUCCUGCAGAGCAUCGUGGCCGUUUCUGGGCAACCGGACUCCCAGGACAUCAUCCCUUGCUCCUCUUACAAAGUUCUAUUUAACCGCAUGGAUCAGCUGAUUCCUGUUGUGUCAGUAGGGGUGGAGAUGGCCAUCACCUCAACCAAGACUACACUCCUUAGCAGAGUACCACCAGGUUGUAUCAUCUACAGUGGAGAGUGUAAUGUCACUCCAGUUAAUGAGACGGAAAUCUGUGCCAGUGUCAACAGCACUGCCCUGCAGCACCUCCUGGCCAGCCAGGCGGUGUCCAGCACUCUCUGCUCCUUCAGCAUCCCCCAGUAUGCCUGCGCUGAGCUGUCUGCUUUGACGUCUGAGGAGCUGGUGACGCUGUUGAAUUGUAAGAUGAGUGAGGAUCAUCCCAAGGCGACCUGGAAGCUUUUCAUCACCAAAACCAAACACAUCCUGGGUCACGCCCUCGACCUCUUCUCAAACACGUCUCUGUCUGCCGGUGCUGCUGUGCCCCACGUCCUGGAUGCCAUUGCAGAGUUCUCCUUCAGCAGCUUCAGCACUGAGCAUGUGCAGGACGCGUCCUACGUGCAGCGCUGGUUCCAGACGCGUCUGCGGCCCUUCCUGCCGUUCGUCACCCCGUCCUUCCUGUCCUGCCUUGCCACCAAGAACUUCACCUGCCAAACCUUCCAGACUGUUGUGCAGGCUAUGGGACAGCACUAUGAGCAAAUGGACAACUCCACCCAGAUAAAGGUCUACACGGACUUCAUCGAGGUCUUCCUCUCUAACAAGGCUGACGCAGGUUGUACUGCCGGCGUAGCGAACAGUGCUGAUUGGCUGUUGAAGAACUUUGGGCCGUUCUCAGCUGCUGCCUCCGUUGUGGACAUGCAGAGACUUCAUGGCAGCUUCAACCUGAUGGAGGCCCUGCCGCGUCUGACUCUACUGCAGCUGCUGGAGGCGUCUGUGACUCCCGGACUGUUGAGCAGCGCAGCCCAGGCCACAAGCCUCUUACAAUACGUACCAGACCACCUACUGGUCGAAUACUACACCAGACUGGCCGCCGGCGCACAGGACGUAUCGAUCCCUGCCCCGAUCCGCUCGGCGAUGCUGCAGAACGUGUUUGAUCGUGCCAACCUGACUGAUUCGUCCGUGCCUGACGCUGACGUCCUUCUGUGGCUCAACGACCGCCUGGCCUUCCUGCUGCCGAACCUCGUGCCAAAUCAAGUGGCGCCCUAUUUUGACAUCAUCAGGCUGCGACAGUGCGGCACCACCCAGCAGGCUGUGGCCCUUCUGAAUGGCACCCUGGCCAGCCUUCCUGAUGACACCCAGGGCCUGGUGUACAUGCAGAUCAUCAGUCUACUGACAGAACCCUCCCCUCUGCGUUGCUAUGGAAAUGGCAGCUUCUAUUCCUUCCUGGAGAUGACCUUCAUGGGCUUCCAGUUCCCCAACCUCACCACCUUCAUGACACUACUGCCAAGCAGCCGCAAAGUAGAGUUGAUCAACUCCAUCCCUCCAUCUCAACUGGGGAGCUUCCUCAAUAGGCCCAGUGCGCUGGACGACGACACCAAACUCUGCCAGCUCUUGGGAGACUACAGGGAGACAGCACAGUUCCUGGCAACGGAGAACAUUCCAGAAUCCAGCCGGCCCUCCAUCCUGCCGUGUGUGUGGCCCCUGGCCCUGGCUUCCUCCUCCGUGGCGGAGGCCGACCUCUGGUUCGACAGGAGCCUCACGCGUUACCUCCCCUACCUCAACAAGAACCUCAUCAGUUACUCCGCACUACAAGACGCUCGCUGCCUGGCCUUCAGAAAGUUUGUUGAUGUAACUGAGAACCAUGACUACAGCUCUGCCGACUUCACGAUGAUGGACGUGUACUCAACCGUAUACAGCUACCUCAACACAGACCCCAAACCCAGAUGUUACAACGCCUCCUCCCCUGACCUGAGCUCCCUUUCCUGGUUUGAUGAUUACAUGGGCCUCUUCAUCCAGUUCAUCUCCCUGGAGGAUUUCAACACUUUUGGAGGCUCAAGUCUCCAACUGUUCACCCCUAACCUUAAAAACCUGAGGCUCCUCAAUGUGACCGACAUGCCCACCAAUGUCUCAGCUCUCUACGUGGAGCUGCUCUACGCCCUGGAUCCCUCCUUCAAAGCCAUCAACCUCCCCGUACUCCUGCGUUGUUCAGCUCCCGCUAUAGCGUUCACCAACCUCACCAUUGACGAGACCAUGGUGCUCAGUGACACCCUCCGAGACAACUGCUCCUCCAUCGACCCCGACGUGUCUGCAGCCCUGAGCAGCAAUGUGGAGACCAUCACCCCCGACUGCAUCUCCAUGCUGGGCAACUCCAGCACGGGCUUCAGCACGGGCCAGCUGAGCGGGGCCAGUGCCAUGGUGAUCUUCCAGUCCAUCACCACCCUCAGUACCGUGGUGGGAUGGAACCACGGCCAGGCCAUGACGCUCGUGCAGAAAUUGAUCGCCUCCGGGAUGUUUACGAUCCAAAACAAAAAUGACCUGCUGAUGUUGGGCACUCUGAUCGCUGGUGUGCCCUCAUCCAUCAUCGGCACUAUCCAGCCAGCCGAGAUCCUACUGGCAGCUCAGACGCAAUCCAUCGUCACCAACCUCAUAUCGGCACCCACCAUCAUCCAGCAGACCUUCGUCACCCAGCUCAUCUCAGUGAACUCAGCGGUGGGCUCGAUUCUGACCAACGUGCCCAGUGUGUUGGCCACUCAGAUCCCGAGGAACUACCUGCAGGGUUUCUCUGGCUCCACCGAGGUCAUCACCUUGCUGAACCAGAAAAUAUGGACCCAGAGCCAGUCUGUUCUAGUCUUUGACCAGCUGGCCGGUGCCAUGGAUGACCCCACUCAGAUCUCAUUCCAAGUGCUACAGGGCUUCACGUGUACGCGUGUGACAACUCUGACCAAGAUCAAAGUCAAACUUCUCAUCAAGGGCUGCCGGAGACGCAAUAAGAUCAAACUCAAACUCAAGCAGACACAGCUGACGUGCAUGUACUACUACAUACGGAACGAGGCCGAGGCCUCAGACUACUCCCAGCUACCUGCCGAUAUGCUGCUCUACUACGAUUAUGCUAAGGUGACAGAUUGCGUGAGCUACUUCACAGAGGUGGGAAGUGCUGAUCUCAGUGUGUUGUCUGGUCCGUUUGCGUCCCGCAAAGAAACCCUCAUCGCUAACGCCAAAACUUGUCUUGGCAUCACUGGGACCAGUCUCACUGCGGCGAACAUCAACAUUCUGGGCAACAUGAUCUGCUCAUUCGACGGCUCCUACAUCGCGAACUCUGACCCCUCCAUCCUGGAGACCCUGAAGGGCUGUGAUGACCUCACCGUCUCCCAGAUGUCUGGCAUGGAGACUCUUCUCCUCGCUGGCACCAGCACAUAUGGCGCUCCAUCGACAUGGACUCAGGAGUCGCUGGAGAGUCUGGGAAUGCUGCCUCUGUACUUCACAUCCAACAUCUGGAACCAGUUCACAAGGAAAAUCGGACGUAAAUUCUUAAAGAAGUUCAUCAAGGAGGUUAGACAGGACGGUGUGGCCAAAAGGAAGAUCCGAAGAAUGAAGAGGGCGUUCCGAAGUGCCCACAACCUAUCGAAGCGUGAUGCAACAACCGAGUGCACCGCGGGAACCAUCACCCAGACCCAGAUCCACGACGACACCUUCCCCAUCGACUAUGACGCGGCGCAGUUCGACGCCUGCCUCAGCCUGGACGUCCUGAAGGAGAACCUGCCCGCCAUCGCAGACAGGACAGAGGAGGAGGACUACCAUGAGAUCCUAAUCAGGAAGAUAAAUGAGGCCUACCCAGAUGGCCUCUCUGAUGAGCACGUGCAGAUGCUGGGACAGGUGUCCAGAGCGGCGAGCGUUGAUGACAUCAGCAAAUGGAAUGUGACGAAAAUCGACACUCUGUCCAUGUUGAUGAAGUCAUCGGACGGCGAGUGGUCAGCCAAUCAGACGGUGGCCAUCAUGUCUAAGUACCUGGCAGCAGGUAACAGCAUGGACAGCUCUGCUCUGAAUGCAGUGGGAGGCUCUGGGCUCUGUAGUCUGGACGCCAGCGUACUGGAAGGCAUCACCUCCGACAACCUCAAGCUGGCGGAUUCCCUGAACGUCACCAGUUGCAGCUUGGACAAGAAGAAGAGUCUGUUCCCCAUCGCUCAGGCAGCCUUUAUCAGCCAGAGUGUCACCAAGAGGUCCACCGCCACCGUCACCGCCACACAGUACCAACUCAUAGAGCCCUACACAGGUGGCGCCACAGAGUCGUUUGUGCGAACGCUGGUGGCCUCCAACGUCAACAUGGACAUCGACACUUUCCUCGAUCUCGACCAGAGUGUCAUUCAGACCCUGAGCGUGUCAGACGUGAGCAGUCUACUGGGCAGCACCAAUGUAAAUGACCUGGCCACCUACUCUGACAACGCCAUCGUCAAGGACUGGAUCAGCCGCGUCCUCCAGUCCGACCUGGAGACACUGGGCCUGGGCCUGACCGGGGGGCGUGCAGACCCCACCACCACGACCACCACCACCACCACCACCACCACUACUACUACUACUACUACCACUACCACUACUAUUGAGGGUACUACUGUCAAUGUGGAUCCAAUUGCUGGAGACAACACGACUACGACUACCGCGGCAGCUAACAUUACCACGACUGCUGCUACCACCAACUCUACCUCUGGAAGUGUAUCGAGUGUCAGAUCUCCACAGGGCCUCCACUGCCUGCUGCCUACCCUGCUCCUCCUGGCAUCAGCUCUCCUCCUGUUCCAUUGAUAAGGAGAGCAUGACGCAAACACAACAGAGGUUUUUUGGAGAAAAAAAAGAUUUGCACACUCCUUUUGGAUAUUUUUUCUUCUUUAAGUUCUUUUUAAAUUUGUAUCGAUUCAUUGGCAUGAUGACGUCAGUUUCAAAAAACUUCUGUUGUCACAGGAAAGUUCUAUUGGGCCCAAGGAAAGCCAUAAGUGAAACACAAGAGAGGUAUCAAAAAUAAUCAAUAAGCAGAAGUAAAUUCAUGGUGUACGUACAACACCAGCACAUGAUAUUACCAGAGAUUCUUUAAGUAUAUAGAGAUAUGCCAACAUAAUAGGUUUCUAUGGGCACCUAACGUGACCAGGUUCCGGUCUGCCUAAAGGGGCGUGUCAUAAUUCUCCUAGAUUGAAUAGAACAGUCCUUAGGUCUGCCUAGGUCUGCCUAAAGGGGGAUUUUCCCCCCUUCCCCCUUGCAAUAAUAGAACCCGGAAACAAUGGGCCAAUGGAACCUCUCUCUCUCUACUCUCUCUGAUAUUACAUAGCUGUUGCACCAUUUACUCCAUUGUGCCUGAUUGGAUAGCUAGACUGGGUUGUCACUGACAAAAUGCUAAAAAUAAAACGAACAAGAACCCAUCGCAAACAAAUCCAACAAGUGAAUAAGUUACUCUGAUAAGUGCCUGUGUUGGAAGAAAACUGUGUUUCUGUUAUACUGUUACUUUUACUUUUGACACCACUGAACACAACAGAGGUGUCCAUGCCAGGUUCAGAAAGCAAAAAGUCAUACCUCAUAUUCGAAGAGCUCUUUUUCCCAAAAUACUAAUCGAUUUUCAAAAAUGCUCAACCACAGAGGCACCAAAAAUUGUGCACCAAUUUUUUUUUUAUUGUGCUUCCCAGUUAUUAUUGGUGACGUCUCUACUUCCACAUUCUGGCUCUAUGUUGCUGUUUGAAUAUUAUUUAAAGAUUUUUAAAAGACUUGCGCCUCUUGCCACAAAUUGGAAGAGGUCUUUAGAUGUGUUGUUAAUAUCAGUGUUCCACAAAUUGUUAGGCUUUACCCAGCAAUGAAGAGAAGACUCUGUUGCGAAUGGCACUGAUAUAGUUGAAAUCCAGUUUACAGCCAUAUUUUUAUAUGUGUGAAGGGUGUACAAUAGAAAAGGGCAGUGAUCCUGUUAUUGACAUUUGUGUAGUAUAGCCUAGCCUUCUCUAUUGGUGUUCCAGUUUAAAUGGCAAGAAAUGAAGAAUGUGCUGCCAUAUUUGUAAUCUAUUUUAUGGCUUUGCUUUUGGACCGCACUGCUAUGUGUAUGUAAUGGUACAAAUGAAGUAUAAAAUCUCAGGGUAAGAUUUAUUUUGAACCCCUUUAAACUAAUUUGAUUGAACUCAUUUAAAUUCAUUUUUAAAAAUUCUGAUAUUUUAUUAGAUACUCUGCCUUUGUGAUAUGGUCACGUCAGAGUAUAGACAGUGGUGAUUUAACGUGUUACUCAAGAUAUGAGAUAUAGGAUAUAAGACAUAGUUUGACAUAAGCCAUAAGAGAUUGAAGUCAAACAACUUAAACAGGGUUCAGAAAGAUCAGCUUUGAAAUAUCAGCAUUUACGCUAAGGUUGCUUAUAACCGGCUCGAUUGAAAGUUGUAAAUCUUUUGUUUCAUUUUUUCUUGACUCUUUGUUUCUCUGUUUUCUAGAAAUACUAUAUCUAGCAGAAUUAUGUUUAUAUUAUUUCUCGAUUGACCUGUUCUGUCAACCCAAUAUUACACCCAUAAUUUAUGUUUACAACUGCGCUCAUUCUGUUUGAUCGCCAAGGAAAGUUUAUUUCAUUCACUUUAAAGAGCGCUGUUUCUUUUGAAGAACUGAGUUGAGCAGUUCUGCUGCCUUCUGCUCUUUUGCUAUCGCACGUUUCUUUAUCCUCUUUUUGCCUAAAAAUGUACUGUACAUUUUAUCAAGAAGCCUGAAAGCGUAACCAGUGGAUACAACCAUUAAAUAAAAUACUUUAU